AUGGCGUCAAAUGGGUCGAACUUUUCAAUAAAAUUAUCAGAUGACAUUGACGUUCUUCAUUUACUUGCACCAUUUCUGCUAAAAUAUCGAAUAUAUACGUAUGAUUCUAAAGGGAAAAGCAAAGAUGAAACUACACGCAAAUGGAAGUACGAAAUGUCGUACAUUCCACAUAAAGUUGAUUUGGUCUUGGAACAGCAUGAAAAGCAUAAACAUCGAUAUCGUCUUUCUCUUGUAAUAAUCGACGCUGCUGGCAUUAGAAUGCAAGAAAAUCAGCCAAUCAUGCUCAGCCACGAUGGAUUGCAACGUCAAAAUGUACCUGAAAAGUCAAAUACAUUUUACAUGCAUUACAACGAUCGUCAUGAUGAAGAAACAGACUAA
This is a messenger RNA of Rotaria socialis, 378 nucleotides long. The record is from the annotation of a GenBank genome assembly. NCBI's taxonomy places the organism in Eukaryota, Metazoa, Rotifera, Eurotatoria, Philodinida, Philodinidae.